AUGGUAGACGACAGUGGAUCCAAGGACUACCAAGAGGUGCUUUCAAACCUGAGGAGCAUGGUUAACACGAAAUUUUUAAAAUACACCUUAAAAUUAAACGAGAUGAGGCGGAAGCUUCAGCGGGAGGCAUUAGAAGCACCAAGUGCUCCCAAAGAAGUCAACAGCAGAGAGACCAGCACUUCGUUGCUAAUGGAGGAGCAAGAACACCAACAGAAGAAUGAGUUUAUGGAAGAAAGAAAAAGAAUCGUCAAAAGCAUAAAUGAAAUAGGACAGAUUGUGGAGGAUAUUUCAAUCCAUGUUAGGCUGCAGGAAGAACAGCUAAAGAGGAUUGACGAUAUUGUAAUUCAGAGUGAUAAGUGGUCCAAGAAGGCUCUCAACGAGCUGAAUGAUAUUUGGUUUGCAGUUCGAUCCAAUAGAAAAACCAUCGUGAAGUUCUUUGUCUUCUGGAUUUUGGUUAUUUUGCUGUUUUGGGGCCUAAGGAAGAUAUAA
Messenger RNA from Vittaforma corneae ATCC 50505, 489 nucleotides. RefSeq lists its product as uncharacterized. The transcript has a single exon. Gene Ontology annotation, cellular component: membrane. Gene Ontology annotation, biological process: vesicle-mediated transport. The record is from RefSeq and is a predicted model, not a curated record. Bases 1 to 489 code for a protein of 162 amino acids. Lineage: Eukaryota; Fungi; Microsporidia; Nosematidae.